Molecule: messenger RNA, 1379 nt
Organism: Cydia amplana
Lineage: Eukaryota; Metazoa; Arthropoda; Insecta; Lepidoptera; Tortricidae
Product: zinc finger protein OZF-like
Exons: 11
Coding region: 108-1379 (423 amino acids)
Biological process (GO): regulation of transcription by RNA polymerase II
Cellular component (GO): nucleus
Molecular function (GO): RNA polymerase II cis-regulatory region sequence-specific DNA binding; DNA-binding transcription factor activity; zinc ion binding
Source: RefSeq, a predicted model, not a curated record
UUCGUUUUGUUAUUGUAAUUGCAAUUUAAUAAAAUCCAAGACUUUCUUAAAGCUAAUGAUCUAUUGUAAGACGCCAUUUAAAUAAGACUAAAUAAUAAUUGAAGGAGAUGGAGGUCCGUUUGGAAGACUUCAACAGAUGUUGUCGCUGCUGCCUUGCGAUGGUGGAUGCAAUGAAACCUAUAUUUGGUGCUUGUCUCAAUGAUAUGCUUACAAAAUUAAUGAGUUUUCAGAUAGCACAGAAUGAUGGGUUCCCGCAACAAAUGUGUUCCCGAUGUGUUCUCAAACUGAGCUCUUCAUACACUUUCUACACAAUGGUGAUGAGAAACCACAAGACUUUAGAAGAAAUAUUAGAGACUGCUGAAAAAAAUGGAGAACUAUCUGCCUCAGCAGACAACAAGGAACAAGGGAAAGAGAAAGUAUACACCGAAAUAGAAAAGACAGAAGAAACUACAUCAGAGAAAUGUCAAAUCGCAUCAAAUAUUCAGAGGAAAGUGCCUUGUGAUCAAAAUUUCAAUCCAAAAAUAAUUACAGCAAAGAACACACCUAUAGUAUCGGAAUCGGAGCAUAGUGAGGAUUCUGAUAAAGAAGACGAUUAUCACUGUUCACAGUGUGAAUAUACUUCAAAGAACCAGGGAACUUUUGAGGUUCAUUUACAAACACACCUUGUUGGACCUAAAAAUAUAUCGAAAGACCUAGACGCCUGCGCGCAACUAUGUAAUAUCUGUGGAGCCAGGUUCCGUUGGCGAACGUCGUUGCUCAAGCAUUUGAGGCGGCAUAGCGGCGGCCGACACCGGUGCGAGGUCUGUCAAAAAGUGUUCGCCGAGGCGGAAGCGAGUGGAAACUCUAAAUGCGCAUAUGGUGUAAGUAUAUUAUAUGUAGUUAAAUAUUUAAAAUUAGCAGCGAUUUCUUCCGCAAGCCACAGCUUAAACCAAAAACCCCACGAAUGCAAUACGUGCGGCCGCUCGUUCACCCAACAAUCCAGCCUCAGGAAACACGCGCAGGCGCACGAUGCCCGCUCCCAACAUAAGUGCAUCGACUGCGACAAGAGCUUUCUGCAUAAAUAUUCAUUGCUGAGACAUCGAGAAAACGCACACUCGGCUAACGAGUGUCCACUCUGCAGAGAGAUAUUUAGAGGUAAAAAGCUUAUUGAUGCCCACAUGAGGCUUCAUAAAAAGGAGACGGACAGCCCAAACGCAGAAAUGUUGACGGACAAUGAAAUGGUGACUGAAUCAAUAAAUAUUCAGACAGUUACGGUGGAAUUCCUCUGUCUAAUAUGCACUCAAAAGUUCCAAAGCAGAGAGAGUCUAGAGGUAUGUGUUGAUAAUUACAACAACGACAUACUAAUUCGUAGUAUGUGUCAGAUAAGUGUGAACAUAUGA